Umbelopsis ramanniana AG is the source of this 1474-nucleotide messenger RNA. RefSeq lists its product as uncharacterized. Gene Ontology annotation, cellular component: ribonuclease H2 complex. The record is from RefSeq and is a predicted model, not a curated record. The transcript has 9 exons. Lineage: Eukaryota; Fungi; Mucoromycota; Umbelopsidomycetes; Umbelopsidales; Umbelopsidaceae. The coding region runs from base 164 to 1309 and encodes 381 amino acids. Gene Ontology annotation, molecular function: RNA-DNA hybrid ribonuclease activity; RNA binding. Gene Ontology annotation, biological process: DNA replication, removal of RNA primer; mismatch repair.
CUGAAAUAUGCUGUGCUGUACUGUACAGUAUCUAUGUUAUUGAUGCUAUGGCUUUUUUGAGAUGCAUAAAGUCUCCACAGUCACAAUGGGUCGCGUCAAGUCGCGUGCAAAAAAAGUUUAAUGACUUCAAGCUCAAACUCCUUCACAACCACUUUCAAAAGACAUGGUGGCAGUUUCUAGCAGUUCACAAUCGCUUAACGCAGAAGUGGUGUCCUUGGAAAUCGCUCAAACCCCGAGUAGCCAAAAAGUCACUAUUUCAAAAGUCACUUCCGGAACAUCCGAGACGACGUACACAGAUUCAUCAGUCAGCGAAGCAUCUCAAGUUAAUGCUGUACCCAAUUCUGCUGUCUCCUCAAUGGAAAACUUUGAAAUAACACUGCACCAAGGUGUUAAACUGGUGAAGCCUAUUUCGAAAUCUGUGUCAUGCAAGGACGUCGACAUCAUUGAUGCUUUCAUUUACUCUCCAAGUAUUCCCGACUCUAUCAAGGACGACUUGACUCAACCCUGCGUACUUGGUGUUGAUGAAGCUGGUCGUGGGCCUGUUUUGGGCCCAAUGGUUUAUAGCGUUUGUUACUGUCCAUUAUCCAAAUAUGAAGAUCUGAAGGCAUUGGGAUUCGCUGAUUCUAAAACGUUGAAGGAGGAUGAACGAGAUCGUCUUUUUGAAAUCCUGGAGACAAAUGCUGAUAUAGCACGGUCAUCAAUUCAUGCACUGUCUCCGCAAUCCAUAUCUGCUGGUAUGCUUCGAGGGCAAAAGUACAACCUUAAUGAAAUGGCACACGAAUCGACCAUUGGUCUAAUUAGAGGGGUACUGGAUCUAGGAAUAAACAUCACAGAGAUCUACGUCGAUACAGUUGGCCCGCCUGCAAGUUAUCAGGCGAAGCUUAGUCGAAUGUUUCCGGGAAUCGAUAUAACUGUUGCAAAAAAAGCGGAUAGCACCUAUCCAAUAGUUAGUGCUGCUUCGAUUGUGGCCAAAGUAACGAGAGAUGCCAUAUUGAAAAAUUGGACCUUUGCCGAACCGAAUUUGAGUGCGACCAUUGGUCAAGCUUUCGGUUCAGGAUACCCCUCUGAUCCGAAUACUGUCCGGUGGCUGAAAGAGAACAUUGACCCUGUCUUUGGAUAUCCCAGUAUAAUACGAUUCAGUUGGUCAACCACAGCUACAAUAUUAGAAAAGAAUGCAGCCUCUGUCGAAUGGCCUGACACCGAGGUCAAGGGGUCGCAGAAGACACUGACCAAAUUCGUUAAGGAACCAGAGACAAAUAGUAAAUUGAUGCAAAAACUAGGCUUGAAAGCUGUAGCUGAUUUUGUAUAGGCGAUGCUUAUACACCUAUACCCUUCGAAAACUCAUGAUGUUAUUUGGUGCUGUGACAUAGAUAGAUAUCAGGACUUCAACUGAGCAAUAGGGGUGUUGUAUUUUUAUUAAACGGUAUAAUACGAAUAAACAAAGGACUCGCUGUUAGUUCUGUCUACCGCAAGA